Messenger RNA from Trichomonas vaginalis G3, 330 nucleotides. Its product is annotated as 2 iron, 2 sulfur cluster binding. The record is from RefSeq and is a predicted model, not a curated record. Gene Ontology annotation, molecular function: 2 iron, 2 sulfur cluster binding. Gene Ontology annotation, biological process: P450-containing electron transport chain. The coding region runs from base 1 to 330 and encodes 109 amino acids. NCBI's taxonomy places the organism in Eukaryota, Parabasalia, Trichomonadida, Trichomonadidae. Gene Ontology annotation, cellular component: mitochondrion. The transcript has a single exon.
AUGCUUUGCUCAUUUUCUAACUCCCGCUUCUUCAAGCUCACAGUUGUUACACCAGCUGGUGAGAAGGUUCCAAUUAACUUCAACGAUGGACAGACUCUCUUUGAUGCUGUUUCAGGCACAAAAGCUGAAGGACUUCAGGGCAAGUGCGGCGGCAGCCAAGUUUGCGGUGAAUGCCACUGCAAGCUCCCACAGAACCUCUACGUAGCUCCAGAUGCUGACGAGAAGGAACUUCUUGCUAGCGGAACAGGUGUUACACCAACAUCUCGCCUUGCUUGCCAGCUUUCCCUCAACUCCAAGUUCGAUGGUGCUACAAUCGAGAUGACACACUAA